GAAGGAAGUAAGACACUUAAAAACCUAUACGAAUAAAACUCCGCCAUCAGUGUGUGAAUCAGAAGGCAAACGCAGUUGUGAUUGAAGCAGGCAUUUGAUCCACUGGAAGUAAAUUAAAGGAACUGUACAGGAAAGUCCAAGACCAAGACAAAUACCAUUGUUGAGGAGUAUCAGUCAAAGGCAGAAAUCACCUGGGCUAUGAAGGAGCUGAUGAGAUAAAACAUGGAGCAAAAGAUUGUUGCUGAUAAAACAGAUGACGCUCCUCGUGAGUUAGUUCCUUCUAUUCAUGCCGCGGUUCAUCAUUUCCAACCCAGCUACACCGCUCAGAGUGAAGGCAAUGUGGUCGCUCCCUCCUUCAUUGGUUCUAGCGUUGGCACCGUAAACAUCAAUUUCAUCUCAAGGAGCCGAGGGUCUAUUGUUUCAUCAAAAGAAGCAUUGAACCAUGACAGUGCAGACAUCUGUGGCACCCUGCAGCCCCAGAAUGAUAAGAUUGCACAAUGUCAAGAGAAACUAAAAGCUGUUCUGAAGAAAAAGUUCAGCCACUUGCUCGAUGGGAUGACGAAGGAAGCAAACUGGAUACCUCUCAAUAAGAUCUACACAGAGCUCUACAUCACCGAGGGAGGAAGUGGUGAGGUCAACACGGAGCAUGAGGUGAGGCAGAUUGAGACGGCAUCCAGGAUACAUGUGGCCCAGGAGGAAUCCAUCCACUGCAAUCACCUCUUUGAUCCUCCACCUGGACGAGACUACUGCAUAAGAACUGUGAUCACGAGGGGAGUCGCUGGCAUCGGAAAAACCGUAUCUGCCAAUAAAUUCACUCUAGACUGGGCUAAGGGGGAAGCGAACACCAACCUGGCAUUUGUAUUUCCUCUCUCUUUCCGCGAGCUGAAUCGGAUGAAGAAGAAAAGCGUCAGUCUAGUGGAGCUUCUCAGUGACCUUUUCCCCGAAACAAAGGACACAGGAAUCUUCACUUAUGGUAAAAGCGAAAUGCUCUUCAUCCUGGACGGGCUGGACGAGAGCCGCCUGUCUUUGGACUUCCACAAAAGUGACAUUGUGUCUGAUGUGACGCAGACGACCACGAUCGCGGUGCUUCUCAUCAACCUCAUCAGGGGAAGACUGCUUCCUUCGGCUCUCGUCUGGAUAACAUCUCGCCCGGUAGCUUCCAGUCAGAUUCCUCUGGAGUACGUCCAUCGGGUGACAGAGGUGCGAGGGUUCAACAACCCCCAGAAAGACGAGUACUUCAGGAAGAAAAUCACUGACGAGCGCUUAGCAAGCAGGGUGAUCGAGCAUGUGAAAUCCUGCAGGAGCCUUCACAUAAUGUGCCACAUACCGGUAUUCUGCUGGAUGGCGGCAAGUGUUCUUGAGAAGAAGUUGCCGACGGCAGACAGUAAAGAGACGCUAAAGACCCUCACUCAAAUGUACAUACAAUUCUUGUCCUUGUACGUGGAGACCACAAAGAAGAGGCUUUUUGGGAGGAGAGAGUCAACCGCCGACUGCGUGAGAGAUAAUCUCAUCUCGCUGGGUAAACUGGCCUUCAAGGAGCUCGAGAAGGGCAACCUGAUCUUCUACGAGAGCGACCUCAUCCUGAACGGUAUAAAAGUCUCGCAGGCGUCCAUGUUCUCCGGAGUCUACACGCAGAUCUUCAACGAGGAGCCGGCAGUGUGCGAGGAGAAGAUGUUCUGCUUUGUGCACUUGAGCAUGCAGGAAUUCUUUGCUGCGUUGUACGUCUACCUCACGUUCAACAACGAAAACAACAACGUCCUGGUCAAGAAGUCGUCCGCUUCCAGGCGUUUCCUGUUCAGAGAUCCGUCAGAGCUCCUCCUCUACAAAGAAGCGGUGGAAAGGGCUUUGCGGAGCGAAAAUGGACAUCUUGACAUCUUUCUGCGCUUCCUCCUGGGCCUGUCUAUGGAAUCGAAUCAGACUCUGUUGAAGCAUCUGAUGACCAGCAACAGAACCCAACAAAGAACAAGAACGGAGAUCAUUAAACACAUAAAGGGGAGAAUCCAGCAAAGUCCGUCCCCAGACAGAUGCCUAAAUCUCUUUCACUGCCUCAAUGAGCUGAACGACCACUCUCUCGUGGAGGAGAUACAGAGCUACCUCAGCUCGAGCAGUCGCAACCAAACCAAACUCUCCCCUGCCCAGUGGGCCACUCUGGUCUUUGUGUUACUGACAUCAGAAGAGGAGCUGAGUGUGUUUGACCUGAGCCACUACACCAGAUCAGAGGAAGGUCUUCACAGGCUGCUGCCCGUCUUGAAAACCGCCCGAGUGGCAAUUCUACACGCCUGUAAUCUCACUCAGAGUUGCUGUGAAAAGUUGGCGAAUGGCAUCAACUCAUCCCAAAUUAGAGAGCUGGACCUGGGUAACAACAACCUGACGGAUGAAGGAAUAAUAAAGCUCUCGAAUGGACUGAAGAACAGCAAAUUGGCGACACUCAGACUGAGGAGCUGCAACCUCACGGAGCACAGCUCCGAUGCCCUGGCCUCCGUCAUCAGCUCAGCAUCCUGCCAGCUGAAAGAAUUGGACCUCUCUGACAACGACUUCCAGGAUGUAGGAGUCCAAAAGCUCUCUGGUGGACUGGAGAGUCCUCACUGUAAACUGGAAGUGCUCAUCGUGUCCCUGUGCAGAGUGACGGAGGAAGGAUGCACUUUCCUGGCAUCUGCUUUGAACUCAUCCCGUCUGAGAGAGCUUGACUUGAGCUACAACCACCCAGGAAAGUUGGGCGUGCAGCUGCUGUCUGCUCUGCAGGGCGACCCACAAUGCAGCCUGCACAAACUCAGCGUAGAGCAGUGCGGUGAAUCCAGGGCUCAGCCAGCUCCAAAGAAAUACCAACACAAACUCACCCUGGACCCAAACACGGCACACAGAGACCUUUCUCUGUCCGAGGGAGACAGGAAAGCAGUGCGUUGGACCGAGCAGCCGUAUCCUGAUCACCCAGAAAGGUUUGAUUUCUGGAAUCAGGUGUUGUGCAGGGAGGGGCUGACUGGGCGCUGCUACUGGGAGACAGAAUGGAGGGGGAGAGCGUUCAUAGGCGUGGCCUACAGUAGGAUGUGCAGGAAGGGAGACGGCCAGGACAGCUGGUUAGGCAAAAAUGACUGUUCCUGGGGACUAAACUGCACCAAAGAUGGCUACUGGACCUGGCACAAUGCUGUGCACACUGCUGUACCCAUCCCACCCAAUUCCAAUAAAGUAGGAGUGUAUCUGGACUGGUCAGCGGGGAAACUGUCCUUCUUCAAGGUGUCCUGUGGUGCACCGACCCUCCUCCAUACCUUCCACACCACCUUCACUGAGCCCGUCUACCCAGGGUUUCGACUUGGCUGGGUGGACUCCGCAGUGUACUUGUGCUAGAUGUUACCUGGCAGUGUUGUAGUCGAGACCACCGAAACCCAAACUAAGUAACUGUAAACCACUUCCAUGUGUAUUUACAGUAAGUUACUGGCAGCAAGUUGCUGUGUUUCGAUUUACAAUAAACUACUGUAAUUGUACUAUAAUGCUAUUAACGGUAUACAUAACAUUACUGUAUUUCUAUUAAAAAGCAUUUUACUGUA
Molecule: messenger RNA, 3542 nt
Organism: Cyclopterus lumpus (lumpfish)
Lineage: Eukaryota; Metazoa; Chordata; Actinopteri; Perciformes; Cyclopteridae
Product: NACHT, LRR and PYD domains-containing protein 3-like
Exons: 10
Coding region: 223-3342 (1039 amino acids)
Molecular function (GO): protein binding
Source: RefSeq, a predicted model, not a curated record